AAAACAGGAACACCAGACAUAGGGGAGGGGAAAAAACGAAGUGAUCCAUUGAACCGAAAGUCUUUGCCCUCUCUUAAUUACGUAGUGUCCCAUAACUUUUCUAUUUUUUUCACUUGUUUUUUCCUAUUUUUUUUCUUUCUUCUGUACGUAAAGACCUCUGGUUAUUGGUAAUUAGCUUGAGGAGAAUAAAAACAGCCGAUCAGGAGAGGGGUGGUGCAUUGUGGAGCGAGAUGGCUAACAGAAUGGUUCUAUCACUCCUUCAUGGAUUCUUCUACCUAGCUCUGAUUCAGCCCUCACUUCAAGGAGGUGUGUACGUGCCGGCUGGUGCUGGAGUUGGAGCAGGAGGUGCUGGACCAGGUGCUGGUCUCUACCCAGGUGCUGGUGGGAUACCCGCAGGAGCAGGCUACAAACCAGCUAAAACUGGGGCUGGUGGAUAUGGAGGACGGGGUGGUGUUGGUGCUGGAGGUCUGGUCCCUGGUGGCGGGGCUGGAGGCAUAGGAGCGUUAGGCCUCGGAGGAGGAGGAGCUGGUGGGAAAGGCCCCAAACCUGGUUAUGGAAACCUUGGUGCUGGUGGUGUUGGGGUUGGUGGUCUUGGUGGUGGAGGAUAUGGAGCUGGUCCUGGAGCAGGCAGUCUAGGAGCAGGAGCCCUUGGAGGAGGAUACGCUAAGCCUGGAGCUGGUUAUGGAGGAGGCUCGCCGUAUGGAGGCUCGCCGUAUGGAGGAGGUGGUGCUGGGGGCUACUUCCCUGGAGGUGGGCUGGGACAGAAGGCAGGACCCAAGCCAGGCUAUGGGGCAGGAGGUGGACUACAACCAGGCUAUGGCGGUGGUGGAUUACAGCCAGGUCUAGCCCCUGUUAUUCCUCAGACUGGCCUACCUGGAGGUGGGCUGGGACCAGGUGCCGGAAAAGGAAAGGCUCCAAAAGGAGGAGUACCAGGUGUGGGGGUGCCUGGACUUUACCAAGGUGGCCAGGUGCCAGGACAAGGGUUUGGUGGUCGUGGAGUGUUGCCCGGUGUGGCCACUGGGAACGGACUCAAUCCCAAAUCAUUGCCAGGUGGAGGACAACAGGGACCAGGAGGCUCGGGUCGUGUUGGUUAUGGAGGACCAAUGCAGCCAGGAGUAUUCCAUGGAUACCCACUCAAAACACCCAAAACACAAGGUGGCUAUGGAGCGAAAGUUGGAGGAGCUGGAGGCAAACUUCCAUUUGGAUAUGGGGGCUUUGGUGGUGGUGGUGGAGCAGGCCUUCCUGGUGGCAAAGGUGGUCCUGGAUCCAAGCCUGGAUACCCCAUUGGAACUGGUGUUGGGACAGGAGGUCUUAACCCGGCCCAGGCUCAGGCUAAAGCUGCUAAAUAUGGUGCUGGUGCUGGUUUGGGUGGUGUGCCCGAUGCAGGUGGAGCUUACCCUGGAGCGGGAGGAGCUUACCCUGGAGCGGGAGGAGCUUACCCUGGAGCAGGAGGAGCUUACCCUGGAGGAGUCCCAGGAGGUGCGGGUGGCGUACCAGGUUUUGGAUCAGUUGCAGGAGGAGCAGGAGGAGUACCUGGAGGGUUAUCCGGAGGAGCUGGAGGUUAUAACCCUGCUGCGGCCAAAGCUGCUAAAUAUGGGGGUGCAGGAGCAAGCCUAGGAGCUGGAGGAUUUGGUGGAGUACCAGGAGGAGGAGGAGGUGUACCUGGGGCUGGAGGAUUUGGUGGAGUACCAGGAGGAGGAGGUGUACCUGGGGCUGGAGGAUAUAAUCCUGCGGCAGCCAAAGCAGCUAAAUAUGGACUCCCAGGAGGAGGUGCAGGCAGGCUCCCAGGUGCUGGCUCAGUCGCAGGAGGAGCAGGAGGAGUACCAUUAGCUGGGGCUGGGGCUGGGGCUGGAGGAUAUAAUCCUGCUGCGGCCAAAGCCGCUAAAUAUGGAGUUCCAGGAGGAGCAGUUGCAGGGUUAGGAGGAACUGGAGGCUAUGGAGCGGGAGCCAGGCCUCCCUAUUACGGUGUUCCAGGGGGUGCUGGAUUUGGGGGAGCAGGAGCUUUUCCAGGGUCUGGAGGAUACAAUCCUGCCGCCGCCGCCGCCAAAGCUGCUAAAUAUGGGGUCCCAGGGGGUGCAGGGGCAGGCCUAGGAGUUGGAGGUCUUGGAGGAACAGGAGGGGUACCAGCUGGAGGAGCUGGGGCUGGAGGAGUCCCCGGAGGUGCAGCAGCAGGCCUAGGAGCAGGAGGAUUACCAGGAGGAGGAGCAGGGGGGGUACCUGGGGCUGGAGGAUAUAAUCCUGCUGCAGCCAAAGCAGCUAAAUAUGGAGUUCCAGGAGGUCUAGGAACAGGCUUAGGAACAGGAGGACUUGGAGGAGUACAGGGAGGAGUACCAGGGGGAGGAGCAGGGGGGGUACCUGGGGCUGGAGGAUAUAAUCCUGCUGCAGCCAAAGCAGCUAAAUAUGGUCAGGGGGCUGUUGGUGGGCCAUGGGGUGGAUAUGGUGGCGUGCCUGCUGGAGGAUAUCCCAGGCCUGGGGGCUAUGGAGGGGCAGGAGCUGGAGGGUAUAAUCCUGCUGCGGCCAAAGCUGCUAAAUAUGUCCCAGGAGCUGGAGGAGCAGGCCUAGGAGCUGGAGGAGCAGGCUUAGGAGGAGCAGGAGGAGUACCAGGGAUUGGGGCUGGACCAGGAUAUGGAGGCUAUGGAGGAUAUGGAGGAGUACCAGCAGGAGGGGCUGCUGCUGCGGCCAAAGCUGCUAAAUAUGGAGUUCCAGGAGGAGCGGGCGUGGCGGGGAGAGCAGGAGCAGUGCCAGGGGCUGGAUAUGGAGGGGUACCUGGGGCUGGAUAUGGAGGGGUACCGGGGGUUGGAUAUGGAGGGGUACCUGGGGCUGGAUAUGGAGGAUAUAAUCCCGCUGCGGCCAAAGCUGCUAAAUAUGGAUUACCAGGAGGUGCAGGAGCAGGCCUAGGAGCUGGAGGACUUGGAGGAGCAGGAGGACUUGGAGGAGCAGGAGGAGUACCAGUGGCUGGAGGAUAUAACCCUGCAGUGGCCAAAGCGGCUAAAUAUGGAGUCCCUGGAGGUGCAGGAGCAGGCAUAGGAGCUGGAGGAGCAGGAGGAUUACCAGGGGGAGGAGGAGGGGGUGUACCUGGGGCUGGAGGAUAUAAUCCCGCUGCAGCCAAAGCUGCUAAAUAUGGAGUCCCAGGAGGUGUAGGAACAGGCCUAGGAGCAGGAGGACUUGGAGGAGGAGGACAGGGAGGAGUACCUGGAGGAGUAGGAGCUGGAGGAUAUGAUCCCGCAGCCAAAGCUGCUAAAUAUGGUAUGCCAAGCGGGGCGGGCAUCGGUGGAGAAGGUGUUCCAGCGCCUAUAGCGACGCCAAGACCAGGUGUGGGCGUGGGUGGUGGUGUUGGAGGAACUGCCAUUGAGCGCACUGAUGUACCAGUGGGCACAGGGAUACCUAUCGCAGGCAAACCAGCAGAGGAUUCAUCUCUAGAACCCGGUGGAACUCCCAUCCCAGAUCCCACACCUAUUGGCACACAGGCCACAGAGGCCCCAGAGCCAGAGCCCAGUGCCACAGGAGUAACUGGAGUUGGGGCUGGGGUUCUUCAACCUAGUGUUGGUACAGGCCCAGCUCAGCCUGGUGUGGGUGUCGGAGCAGGUGGCAAAGCUCCUAAACCCCCUGGUGCAGGGGGAUACCCGUAUGGUGGUUAUGGACAGGCAGGACAACUCCGGUAUGGUCAAGGUUAUGGACAGGGUGCUGGUGGAUAUCCCUAUGGAGGAGGAUAUGGAAAUCCAUACGGAGCAGGAGCUGGAGAACUUCCUGGAGCCAAGCCCCUGAAACAUCCAGUUGUGGGAGGAGCAGGCGGUGUGGCUGGAGGAGCAGGUAUUCCUCUUACUGGAGCAGGUGGUGGUGCAGGGGGAUACCCGUAUGGUUAUGGUCAAGGUGGUUAUGGACAGGGACAGGGUGUGAGGUAUCCCACUGGUGAAGGUCUGGGUGCAGGGGCAGGUCAAAAAGCACCCAAACCCCCAGGUUAUGGUAACCUAGGUGCGGGUGGUGCUGGUUAUAGUCCAGGUGCUGGUGUGUUCCCAGGUUACGGAGGUGGCUACCCACAACAACGGGGUUACCCACAGCAAGGUGGCGGCUACCCACUGCAACCCUACCCAGGAGCAUAUGGAGCAGGCCAGACGGCACCACUGACUCCUCAACAAGCCAAAGCAGCCAAGUAUGGCCCACUCCAGGGCUUCCUUGGUGGGGCAGGAGGAGGAGGCUACAGACCAGGAGGAGUUGCUGCUGGAUGCCAAAGCAAAUACUGUGGAAGGCAGAAGUAGAGGGUGUUCUUCAGAAGAAGUUGAACCUCAAGAAACAAUGGUGCUACUGCAUGAUCUAGAAUGUACAUUUUAUAUGCACAAAAUCCCCCAUUAGAGUAUGUAAAGAUAUGUUGUACUUUAUUUGACUCAAUAUAUUUUUUAUACAAACCCACCGACCCAGACUUUUGCACACAUUUGAUGUGACUUAGUGUUUUUGAUUGUGCCUUUAUCAUUGUUCGUGGUGUUCAUCAGCUCUUACUGACAUGCCUGCGAUGCUCCCCUUUUAGUAGUUACCAAGUGUUUGUGUGUGCAUGCAUGUGUGUGGGCGUUGAUAUGUGGCUGUGUGUCUCUCUAUGUGCUUGUGAGCUUGCACAUGUUGCCAGAGAUGUUUGGGUAUAUAGGAGAAUAUGAAAGAUUAUCCAACUAGAGCGAUUAAGCAUGCUUUGAAUGCAGAGAAGUGCUCCAAGUCAAAACCAGCACCAUUCCUGUAACUGUACAUCCCUCUCCAUGUGCUUAGUGUCUGUGUGUACCAAAGUUGGAGCUCUUCGCAUACUGACAUGUCAAACCAAGGGUUGAGCUUCAAGGGGUGUUGUUAGUAAAGUGCUGAUAAACUUUGGCCAUGUAUCUUCAGAACUGCCUCCUCUGGCUUUCUAUCAUCUCUGCUGCUAUUUAUAUCCCUGGGUGAAAUAGCAGUGGCUUAGCAUGUGUGUGUGUGGGCACAGGUUUCACAGUCCAUCUGCCCGCUUCAACUUUGACUAUAUUUUAAGGGCCAUGGUGUAAGUAGCCUUCUUACCUUGAUUUCUGACAAACUUGUGAAGUAUGAUGAGCAGGUGUUGCUCUGAAUGUGGUAAAGCUGAUGACAAUCAAUCCAAAGGUGUUCAAAAGAUUUGUAGGUGAUAUCUUGAGUGAUAUUCAUAGCAUACAUUGUGUUGGUUUGUACCCAAGACCUUUGAAACAGUGUUUUUUGUUUUUUAAGUGAUUUGAAUGUUUUUAGUUUUACAAAAAUGUAAAAGUAAAACUGAAAUUAUUUCGAUACUGCUCUGGCAUGUAUUGUACAUUAUGUAUGUAUGAAUUGAACAUUUUGUUUUAUUAAUUACGUAUAAUUUUUCUGGUGUGCUAGAUUAAGUGCCUAGAAUGUUAUGCAUAUCUGAAAUCAUUCUAGUUUCACAUGCAGUUAUAGUUUCAUUUAUGCAAGUUGUCGCUCAUUAUUCAAGUUUCAAAUGUUUCCGCUCAUGAAAGUAGACUAUCACCAUAUUUGUGUAAUCUUGAAUAAGGCAAAACAUGUUUGUUAAAAAAAAUAUAUAUUUGGGUAAUGCAUUUAAUCACUGAUGAGAAUUGUUAUACUGUAUAUGUAAGGGCUUUUUAAACAUGUGUCUGUGUGUAGGCUUCCCCUAGUCUGUGUAAAUUGUGAGAGUGAGCUCCCAUUUCACUCUUUACUUGAGUUAGUUACAGUUCAAUAAGACUCACUAGACAUUACUGACCAAAUAUGGAUUCACUCUGUUAUGAAGUUACACUACGAUGAAUCUUUAGGGAUUGUGUGGACUGUAUGUUGUAGUAAUUGCCCUAGGUUAUCAUGACUCUCACUCGCUUCAGUUCUUGUAGCCUACCCGUAGGGCUUUUUCUGAACUGUGUGAGCCGCUCGGAUCCGGGGCACGCCGCACCGUGUCUUCCAUGCGGUGGAAUAGUAUUCAUCUUAUUUAAAUGGCAAAAAAGGAGGAACGAUGGGGAUUUGCACUUUUACAUUUUCAUGACGCACAUGUGACUUGUUCCCGGUAAUCCCGGCAUUUUAUUUGCUUAAGUAAAAUAACGAAAUAAAAUGGUUAAUAAAUACA
This is a messenger RNA of Oncorhynchus nerka (sockeye salmon), 6067 nucleotides long. RefSeq names its product elastin a (gene elna). The transcript is spliced from 59 exons. Bases 231 to 4256 code for a protein of 1341 amino acids. The record is from RefSeq and is a predicted model, not a curated record. Gene Ontology annotation, molecular function: extracellular matrix structural constituent. NCBI's taxonomy places the organism in Eukaryota, Metazoa, Chordata, Actinopteri, Salmoniformes, Salmonidae.